GGCCUUAAUUUUUUACAUUUUAAUCAGCUGCCAUCAUUUCUUUGCAGGAGCAAAUAGAUUUGGUAAUCAUCAGCACAGACGUGAAAUGAGAUAAUGUAUCUUUUCAUAAAUGAUCCUAGAGGGAGAGAAAACAAUUGGCCCCAGAAUGAAGCCUUGUGGGACUCCAUAGAGGAGCAGUGUUCAGCCUAAACCACUCUCGAGCUGCGCCCUCUCUGUGACAUAAUGCAGCUCCACAAGUAGAAAAAAAUUAUUUCAGUUCAGAGCAGUGUGCAGCCGGAGCUCUGAUUUGAGGUGACCGUGCAUACACAGAUUGACACUCAUCGCUGGGAAAGAGACAUUAAAUUCAUUAAGAACAAAUCCCUGUCUACAAGGACAAAUGUAAAGUGUCAUGAGUAAAUGAAGAACUGAAGAGAAAUAUGGAACAUACAGAUAACACGCUGCCCCCUGGUGGUGAAUGUUUGUUAUAUAAUGAGGAGCGAAAUCUACCUAAGUACCUUCAAAGUGAUCCACGUUAAUUCAGUUCUUAUUCCUUGCAUCCAUUUCGCUUUGUUUCAGUGUCUCACCAUGGGAUGUGCCCCCUGCAGAUUCCUCAGAAGUAUUUAUCUCAUUCUGCCAAUUCUGACUGGCUGAUGAUCACAACAACCAUGUCGGGCAGCCACUCACCCUUAAUUAGCUUGCGCUGUUACAUAGUCGUUAUUCAAGAUAAGCAACUCUUCUCACUUCUGAGCAUAUCUCAGCUUUCUUAGGCUGAGAUAUGCUAGCUAAGCCUCCUUAGGCUAACUAGCUUAACUUUCCACAGACAGGAGCGUUAGUGUUAUUUCCCGCCACUGGGCGCUAGCUACCUCUGCCUGUCUGUGUCCCUGUUUGUGUCCCUCAACAUUAACAUCCCAGCUAGUGAAGAAGACAUGUUUCCCUCACAGCAGAGGAAGCAUAGACUCCGAGAAUGACUCUGAGUAUGUGGCAACAAAAUCUCGAGCAAGGACACACCGGGUCUUCUUGUGUUGCCUCGGGCUGGAACAUGCCCAGGUAUUCUGAGGAAUAUGCAGGGAGGCGCAUCCCAUAGUGCGACAUCUGCUACUCUGAGAACCGGGGUUACUGAAGUAACCUAAAGCUUUAUGCUCCAGUGAUAUCUGCAUUAGUACUUUUACUUCUGGGAUGAUUCAAAACUUUUAUACUGAGUGGAGCUAGCUCACAGCAUCUCGAUGGCCCUUGGGGUUAGGUUCUAGUUUUAUGUGUAGGAAGAAGGUCUCAGGUUCAAAUCCCAGGGUUGGUAGUGAGUCUAGAGCUGACUUGAACUCAGUGUAAAAGUAACCUCAGUUUUAACACAGUGGUGUCACCUCAGUCAAACGAUCUAACCUUUUGACAGGUGCAGAGUGAGCACACCAACAUGAAGCUGAGGCUGUGUUGCAAAUCAAGUUUGUGGUUUGCUCUUUACUUCAUUAUAAAACCGGAUUCAGACACCACACCUGGGCACACCUGGGGACUGAAACUGUCUGAGAUCUAAAUGACUCGGGUCUGUCUGCUUGCUGCUCCUCACUCUUUGUGCAGGUUCAGUUUACAGGUUACUUAAACUCACCUGUUCAACCAGCACAGCGAUCAGUGAUGCAGAGGAACCGAACUGUAGCGGCUCCGUAGAGCAGUUAAGCCCGCUGGAUCUGCUCUCUUCUCCCGUGUGAACUCUCCUGGAGCUGCGGGGGAUGGUGUCAGCUCCUGAAGCCGGACAAUCGGACGCCGAGGCCGGCGGCAGGCAGCGCUAGCUGACCGAGCUGCGGGCUUUGAAUUUCGGCCUCACUGCCAGGAUUUUAUCGGGACUUUUUUGCCGGAUAUUCGGAGUAUCUCUGGGGUAGUUGCCUGGCCGUGGACACUUCGGGAAGGUUCGGUUCUUAAUGCCCCGGAGGCUCCGAGAAGAGCAGACUGCGGAGCCCCGGAGCAGGGCUCGGACACCGGGGGAGUGCGAAGAACUCUGAUUUGCUCCGCCCACCAUGAACCCUCUAAACCAGAUGAAGGCUGGACUAGCCAACAACCCACACAGUGAAGGCUCGUACCCCUACGACCCCUCCAGCUGGCAGCAGCCCACCAAUCAGCCCACAGGAUCGCUCUCCGUGGUCACGACUGUCUGGGGCGUCACCAACCCCUCGGCCAGCCAGGGUCUUGGUGGAGGCGUGAUGGGGCCCGGGGCCAACCCAGGCGGGGGUCCCAUGAUGCAGGGCCCCGGGGGGUCGGGCAUGUCCGGCGGGCCCGGAGGCUACAUGGGUCAGCAGGGCUACGGAGAGCCCAGCAAAGGAUACAUGACCCAGGGCAUGUACGGCCGUACGGGCGGGGCCUACGCAGGAGGACCGGGCGGGUACACGGGGAGCUAUCCGUCGAACCCUGGAGCCUCCCGAGGCUCCGCCGACUUCACUCAGGCCGCCGCCGCCGCCGCCGUUGCUGCUGCCGCUGCCACGGCAACCGCCACUGCUACAGCAACCGUCGCCGCCAUCCAGGAGAAACAAAACCAGGAGAUGAACUAUGGACAGAUGGGCGGUCCAGCCUACAAUAACCAGUUCAUGGCCCACUCCGGCCCCCGCGGCCCUCCUGGCAUGGCUCCUGGAAGUAUGGGCCCAGGUCCAGGCCCCACCAGAGGUCCCCCUUCAAUGGGCCCUAUGUACGGACCAGGAGGGGGCCCGCAGAGGGUCCCCCAGCACCCAAACUAUGGCCCUGGACCACAGCAGGGACACCUGAGGCCCCCGCAGGGCCUCAAACGGCCAUACAGCUCAGAGUCCUUCCCGGGAAUGUCCCAGCAGUAUGGUGUUCCUGUCGGUUCCAGUGUGAACGUCAUGCCGGGUCCCGGAGGUGGCGGUGGAUCCAUGCCUGGUUCAGCUGGAGGCGGUCAUGGCGGGCCCGGCCCCUACCCGGGCCCCAACAUGCAGUACCACCCAGGUCCCGCCGGUCCAGGUCCCGCCCCUCCGCGGUCUGGCUCCUCCCCCUCCUAUCAGAGCCAUAAAAUGCCCCUCCCACCUCAGUACCCCCCCUCUGGACCCCCCAGCUCGCAGUACUACAAGCAGGACCAGUUUAACGGGCAGGGCGGCUUAAACACUCUGACAGCAGGGGGCGCCGGAGGCGUGUACAACUCCUUCAACCAGCCAUCAGGGCCGGGGCGAGGGUUGCCAGGUUACCCGUCUUCUCCGGUUCCGGGAAACCCAACACCUCCUAUCACCCCCAGCAGCUCCAUGGCUCCGCCCUACAUGUCGCCUGGCAACGGUGACAUCAAGCCAACGCCUUCUUCCUUCCUGCCUGACAUCAAACCCAACAUAGCUGGCCUGGCCCCUCCCCCGCCGACAGGUAACCCUAGCGACGACCUGCGGCUGACCUUCCCAGUGAGAGAUGGCGUGGUCCUGGAGCCCUUCAGAUUAGAGCACAACCUGGCCGUCAGCAACCACGUCUUCCAGCUGAGAGAGUCCGUCUACAAAACACUCAUCAUGAGGCCUGACCUGGAGCUCCAGUUUAAGUGUUACCACCACGAGGAUCGACAGAUGAACACCAACUGGCCCGCCUCCGUCCAGGUGAGCGUGAACGCGACUCCUCUCACCAUUGAGCGAGGCGACAACAAAACUUCCCAUAAACCUUUGUACCUGAAACACGUGUGUCAGCCGGGCAGGAACACCAUCCAGAUCACCGUCACCGCCUGCUGCUGCUCUCACCUGUUCGUCCUCCAGCUGGUUCACCGUCCGUCGGUGCGAUCGGUGCUGCAGGGACUGAUGAAGAAGAGGCUGCUUCCUGCAGAGCUCUGCGUCACCAAGAUAAAGAGGAACUUCAGCAGCGGCUCCAUCCCCGGGACGCCCGGGUUAAACGGAGAGGACGGUGUGGAGCAGACCGCCAUCAGGGUCUCGCUAAAGUGUCCCAUCACGUUCCGACGCAUCCAGCUGCCCGCCAGAGGCCAUGACUGCAGACACAUACAGUGUUUCGAUCUGGAGUCGUACCUGCAACUCAACUGUGAGCGAGGAACCUGGAGGUGUCCUGUGUGCAAUAAGACGGCUCUGUUGGAGGGUCUGGAGGUGGACCAGUACAUGCUGGGAAUCCUGAUCUACGUGCAGAACUCGGAGUACGAGGAGAUCACCAUCGACCCGGUGUGCAGCUGGAAGCCCGUCCCCGUGAAGCCCGACCUCCACGUGAAGGAGGAGCCUGACGGCCCCGUGCUGAAGCGCUGCCGGACGCUCAGCCCCAGUCACAUGGUCAUGCCCAACGUCAUGGAGAUGAUCGCCUCGCUCGGCCCCACCCCUUCUGCCUCCUCGUCCUCCUCCACCUCGGCAGUUCCCCCCUCCUCUUCCUCCUCGUCCCCGAUGCCCUACCCCUCCCUACCCGGAGGGGGCGGUGGCGGCGGCAACAACAGCAGCGCGACGCCCGAGUACCCCGGACCCGGAUCAGCUCCGUCCUUCCCCACGCUGUCGGCUCCGUUCUCCGACUUCAGCGGUCCGGGGACGCCCGGCAUCGGCGGCGACUUCUCCUCGCCCGGCCCCCCGCCCCUGUCCUACCAGUCGGAGCUCUCCAGCGCCCUCCUCACCCCUGACAAACCCCCCCCUCACCCGCUGGCUGGACAGAUGCCGGGCUCAGGCCGUAUGGACUCAACUUCCCAUGGUGCUCCUCUCCAGCAGCAGCAGCAGCACCAGCAGCAGUCGCAGGGUCUCCAUGGCAACUCGCAACUGGGGGGUGGCAACCAGAUGAUGCAGCGUAGUAACCAGAAUCCCCGUCUCCAAGGCGAUGGCUCCUUCGGGCUCGGGGGCUCGGCAGACGUUCCGGAAACUUCUCUGGACUUGCUUCCUGAGUUGACCAACCCGGACGAGUUGCUGUCCUACCUCGGCCCUCCGGACCUGCCCAGCAACAACAACGACGACCUGCUGUCGCUGUUUGAGAACAACUGAAGCGCUCGCACGGCUCCGGGGUCGACCACGCCGAGACGUCACGGCAACAUCCGAACUUUAUUUUUAUCCCCGCCGCCAACAUGGCACCGUCUGCACAGGAAGGGGCGGACCUCGAGGAGGAAGGAAAACAAAACGGCGACUUUUGAAUCUAAAAAAUCUCUUUGAUGUGUGAUUAUGAACUCCAUGGUAACUUUAUUUUAUUGUUUUUAAUUGUGUUUCGAUGCUUCAUCCUUCAUUCCCUGUCAGUUCAAAGAGGCGCCACAGCACUGCUUUCACGUACCUGCCCCGCCCACAGCGAGGUCACCCAGUCGCCCUUUGUGUAACAGCACAACACUGGCAUCUGAUUGGCUGUCAGUGUAUUGGCUCAGCCCGUGAUCAGGUUGUGAUUCAGGUGAUUCCAGCGCGGCGGUGUACAGUAUACGAAGGUGCGGCUGGCGUCCUUUGCGGUUCCAGCUGUUGGUGGGUGUGGGUGUGAAACCUGUGAAGGCAGCAUUGCGGCGCGUCACAGCCGGGGGUUUUGGUGCAAAGAUGGCUGCAGACGAGCUGAAAGCGGCGUCUUUUCCCACGGACACGCUUUCCUUUCUCACCAGAGACACUGAGGGGUCCACGCCCGGCCCCGGUGUGCGACACGGACCUACCGAUGACCAAUCAGAGGCGACACGGGCGGCUGUAGCUGCUCAGCCCCCUCCCCUCAUGUUAGGGUUUUUUGUAAGCGGGCUAGUUGACCUUUGACCUGGCCGCGGUCUGCACAUGUGGCUUACUGUAACUCACAUCUGGGCUGAAGCUGCAGUGACAAACGCUGGUUCAUCUUCAUCAUCCUCAUCAUCCUGUGUUGUUGUAUAGUGACUUAGAGUCCAACAGUUGUGGUGUCUCCAUGGAAACCUGUACAUGAUGAUUCAGUAACUCAUAACAUAAAGUUUGUAAUUUAAUAAACAGACACUGGAAAGACA
This is a messenger RNA of Oreochromis aureus, 5848 nucleotides long. RefSeq names its product zinc finger MIZ domain-containing protein 2-like. Gene Ontology annotation, molecular function: SUMO ligase activity; zinc ion binding. The coding region runs from base 1983 to 4898 and encodes 971 amino acids. NCBI's taxonomy places the organism in Eukaryota, Metazoa, Chordata, Actinopteri, Cichliformes, Cichlidae. The record is from RefSeq and is a predicted model, not a curated record. Gene Ontology annotation, biological process: protein sumoylation; regulation of transcription by RNA polymerase II. The transcript has 22 exons.